Messenger RNA from Monomorium pharaonis (pharaoh ant), 1304 nucleotides. RefSeq lists its product as uncharacterized. The coding region runs from base 806 to 1108 and encodes 100 amino acids. The transcript has 3 exons. NCBI's taxonomy places the organism in Eukaryota, Metazoa, Arthropoda, Insecta, Hymenoptera, Formicidae. The record is from RefSeq and is a predicted model, not a curated record.
CUAAUUCUUAGAACUAGAGAAAGAUAAAGAACAAGUUAAGCGGAGAUCAAAGUUAAUCCGCAUUAGACCUGAACAUAUGGAAAUGAACAUAAAAAGACAUCUUGUGCAACAUUUGAAAUAUCUUAAAUGUCUUCUAGAUAUUUGUUAGAAAUAUCCUGAAGAUGUUAAAUUUAUUAAAGAUCUUUUCAAGAAAAAAACUAUGUAGAAGUUAGCUAAAAAAUAUCAAAAACUUUGUUUUAAAAGAUUUCUAUAAACAUCUGACAAUAUCUUAAUAGAUAUCUUUAAGAUAUUUGUUACACAUUUCUACAAGGUUUCUAAUAGACACUUUCGAAAAAUAUCAAAAUGUUGUAACAUUUAAAAUAUAUUUUGUCAUGUCCCGGAUUUUUUGGAGAACUUUCGAAGAGAUAUCUCACGAUAUGCGAUUUUUGAAAACAUUUUCCGGAUUCCGAACAGAAAAGGAUAUUAAUUGUUUUCUAAUAGACGUAGAUGACGACGUAGAUUAAUUAAAAGUUAAUUAAAGAUUUUAAAAAUCAAUUAAGAGACUUUUAUCAAUUUGAAAACUCUACCGAGCUUUCAAACACGGCAGCGAUUCCCGCGACGGUGCGACUGAUCACGUGACAGUGCCACCUAGCAAUUCUCAAAAAUUCUCUACGAUUUCUCAUGUUGGCAACCCUGUUGGCGGUAAGAGAGUUAAGAAACUACGUCUCGUGGAAAUCGAAUGUUGCGUUGCAUUCUGCAUCUGUUCGUCGUUAUCUGCGAGCGAAUUGGAGAUCUUAAUCUGCUUCAAUUUCCUUAAUCAGUCGUCAUGUCGAGUAGCACUCACGAGGAGAUGAUCCGUCGAAUCAGCGAGGCGCAGAUGGAGCUAAAAAUCAAACUCGAGCAAGUGUCGCGUCUACGAGUUGACUGCGCGAAGCUGCAGUUGGAACUGCUGAAGCUCUACAAGCCGCAAUGCCUCGAGAUACUGGAAGCGCUGCAGGACAUUUCCGCACCGGGGAAUUCCGUCGGCUGCAAUGGCGGCGACGCUGCCGUCGUCAAGUCGCGCGAUGACGUUCAGGGUGACGAAGUCCAUCGCACGAGUGAAGACGUAUCGAGGAAAUCCACGACGUAACGUCAAGACUUCAGAUCGGAAUAGCCCUUCGUAACUUCACCUCUGAUAUUCAUGAAGAAACUCGUUGAACGUAAUAUCAAAACUCAUUGAAUUUAAAAUUGUACCGUGAAGAAACAAGGGGAGCAUCUCAAGCAGCAAAUAACAGUGAGAUAAAAAAAUGUACAGGAGAAGAGGAAUAAAAACUAGAGGAAAAACU